AUGCCCUCUCCCUCUGGCGCUGACGCCCCCACAUCACAAGACUCGUCUCAAUCGCAAAACAGCGCGUCAUACCAGAACGGCGCGGUCCAGCAGCCCACCCAUGCUUCCUCUGCCGCCUCGAGCUUCGAUGCGGCGGGCGACAACAACGCGAUCCGCGACGGCAAGCAAAAGGCCAAGGCAGUUCUCGCUGCCUCGGGCAUGAACAUGGACUCUCCCACAGUAGACGGCGUCAAUGGCGCGUCCCGCAAGCGCUCACAUUCAGGCUCGCGCAAGCCUUCGACCGCCCCGACCCAGGAGCUCACCGAGGACCAGAAGACGCAGCAGACCGCGCUUCUCAAUCGCUAUAUUGCCCGCGACCUGUUGGACAGCGUCAACAAGUACGAGCGCAGCAAAUACUCAGAGAAGGUUUACGGCGAAUUGAACGAUCUUCGCGACUUCUACCGUGAAGAAGUCUUCCCUGUGCGCCGGCAAAACCCUGGUGCCAUCUUUGGAUACGGCUACGGCGGCUAUGGCAAUGGCAUUACCGACCUGCAGACAAACCCUCGAGAUCCGCGAUCACAGCUACCGCACCUGCUGUAUCCCAGCCAGGCGAAACGCGCCGGACGACGUGCGGCGCCGCAAUUGAAAGUGGAGAAGGAGAAGGGCGCGCAACAAGCUGAACAGGUUGAAGAAUUGGUCCCAGUGCGCUUGGAGAUUGAAUUGGACAGACUGAAACUGCGAGACACAUUCACAUGGAACCUCCACGACCGCGUUACGGACCCUUUGCUUGUCGCACGGACACUUGUCGAAGACUUCCAAAUCCCACCAGAACUGCAUCAGAAUGUAAUACACCAGGUCGAUCGCGAAAUCCGUGAGCAAAUCCAGGAUUACUACCCCCACGCCUUCUUCGACGAUGAACCGCUCGAUUCGCAACAACCGUACUCGGCAUACAAGAAUGACGAGAUGAGGAUAUUGAUCAAGCUGAACAUCACGAUCGGACAGCAUACGCUGGUGGAUCAGUUUGAGUGGGAGAUCAACAACGCUCUGAACUCUCCGGAGCAGUUUGCAAGACAGAUGGCUGCUGAUCUUUCCCUUAGCGGAGAGUUUGUGACAGCAAUUGCGCACUCAAUACGAGAGCAAUGCCAGAUGUUCACAAAGAGUCUGUAUAUUACUGGUCAUCCAUUCGACGGACGACCAGUGGAAGAUGCAGACAUCCACGACAACUUCCUUGCGUCUCCGUUACCUUCGGUGUUCCGACCCAUGCAAUCGACGAAGGACUUCCAGCCCUACCUGUACGAAUUGAGUCACACAGAGUUGGAGCGAGCAGAGCUGUCCAUCAUGCGUGAACAGCGGCGACAGAAACGAUCAGUCAACCGACGCGGGGGGCCUGCAUUACCGGAUCUCAAGGAUCGCCAACGAACGGUUCGGACUCUGGUUGUUUCUUCCGUUCUUCCUGGGGCGGCCGAAACACUGGAGGAGAGCCACCUAUUCAAGGCGACAAGGAAAGCGAGGGAAGGCCGCAGACGUGGAGCUGAUGACGAUUCAGACGACUCCGAUAGUGACGAUUCGGUUAUGGAGUCACCAGCGCCGGCGCAGAUUACUGGCGGAACUGCACGAACAAGAGGUAUGCGUGGAGCAGCAGUGUCAGCGCAAGCAGCGAUGAGGUCGGCUAUAGGGCGGUCAGCAACUCCAGAGAUCGCUCAACUUCAACAAGAGACUCGAGAGCACCGCUCAACGAGGACGCAGAGAUAUGAAGCACGGGAAGAGAGCGUAUCAGAGCCUACUACGCUUAUUGUCAAGCUUCGCAUAUCGCCCGCGAAGCUCAGAGAGUGGCAGAGGAACCCAAGGGCAUUCGCAAAGCCUGCAUCUACGCCCAUGAUGGCACCCACAUCUCUACCAGCACGGGGUACACCUAGCGCCAACUCCAUGCCCCCACCUCCUUCGCCAGCUAUGGUACCAAGCUCAAAACCUGCUGAAGCUUCGCCGCGACCGCCUUCUACGCCUACACCCAAGCCUCAGCCGAAGCAGUGGCAGUACAAGCCUGACGGGUCAUUAGACGCGCCAUGGCCGGCGCCAGCUCAAUCACAAACACCUCCCCCUCCAACAUGGGUGCAACAAGCCCUUCAAGACCUCCGCGACCGCAACCCCGAUCACAAAUUCGAAUCCAUCAUGCGCUACGUUGUCAUGAACGAAGCCCACGAGAACCGCGAAACCGGCAAGAUCGAGCCCAAAGCUGUCAAGCUUGACGGCCUCUCCCUCAGCGACCCUCUACCGCCGAACCACAAGGCCUAUUACCUUCCAAGGAUACGCUGCCAGGACUGCCCAGGAAAGCUUUACAAUGCAGGCCCGGGGCAGACGGUAACGAACUUCGAGUUGCAUCUUAAGAACAGGCAGCACAUGAGCAAUGUGUCAAACAGAAUCGGGCGACCUGUCUCGUAG
Molecule: messenger RNA, 2418 nt
Organism: Macroventuria anomochaeta
Lineage: Eukaryota; Fungi; Ascomycota; Dothideomycetes; Pleosporales; Didymellaceae
Product: SNF5-domain-containing protein
Exons: 2
Coding region: 1-2418 (805 amino acids)
Biological process (GO): regulation of transcription by RNA polymerase II; chromatin remodeling
Cellular component (GO): SWI/SNF complex; nucleus; nuclear chromosome
Molecular function (GO): transcription coregulator activity
Source: RefSeq, a predicted model, not a curated record